Molecule: messenger RNA, 1445 nt
Organism: Alligator mississippiensis (American alligator)
Lineage: Eukaryota; Metazoa; Chordata; Crocodylia; Alligatoridae
Product: glyoxylate/hydroxypyruvate reductase B-like
Exons: 6
Coding region: 183-1169 (328 amino acids)
Cellular component (GO): cytosol
Molecular function (GO): hydroxypyruvate reductase [NAD(P)H] activity; NAD binding; glyoxylate reductase (NADPH) activity
Source: RefSeq, a predicted model, not a curated record
UUUUAACUUGAUAGGUUUAGUGUUCAAAGUUCAAGAUUAAUCUUAGUUAUUAUUUACAGGGAUCACAUUUGGUCCAGAAAGUGUUUACAUAUUUAGGUGCAACUGAUCUGUAAAGGUUUUUUUAAUUAUUAUUAUUAUGAACACACUAUACAUGGUCUGACACUCAGAGAUCCAAUGGAGUCAUGGAAGAACAUGAGCUGCCUGUGCUUUUGGUAAAUGAGGUGGGAGGAAUAUGCGGUGUCCUGGAAGCGCAUGUGGACUUCCUGAAGACACAUUUUCAACUCAUCACCAUGAGAGAAUUUCUUGAAAACAAAAAUAUUCUUAGUAAAAAGGUCCAAGCCAUUUAUUUGUGGUGGCACAAACCAGUCAUUGAUCCUGAACUUCUCCAGAGCCUGCCCAACUUAAAGGUGAUUGCAAAUUCAGGAGUAGGAAUGGAUCACUUAGAUCUGAAACUUAUAUCUGGCUGUGGAAUAAAAAUGGCUAAUUGUCCACAUGCUGUUUCAAGCAGCACAGCAGACACUGGAAUGGCUUUGUUGCUGGCAUCUGCUAGAAGACUAAUGGAAGGCUGUCAAAUUGCUGUUUCCUUAGACACUGAGUGUUUUGCUCCUGACUGGCUGGGAGAGGAAGUCACUGGGGCUACCCUUGGGAUCAUUGGGAUGGGAAACGUUGGGUAUAAGAUUGCUUUGAGGGCCAAAGCUUUUGAAAUGAAAAUCCUGUACCACAACAGAAAGCAGAGAAAAGAGGAAGAGGAACAGGCCAUUGGUGCCAUUUAUUGUAAAAAGAUAGAAGACUUGCUCCAGCAGUCAGACUUUGUCAUGUUGGCUGUGAGCCUGACACCUCAGACACACAAACUGAUUGGGAAAAGGGAACUGGAGCUAAUGAAACCCACUGCUAUUCUCAUUAACAUUUCCAGAGGUCUAGUAGUGGACCAAGAGGCACUGCUGGAAGCUCUUCAUACCGGUAUUAUUAAGGCGGCAGCUUUAGAUGUCACCUACCCUGAACCACUGCCCAGAGAUCAUCCAUUAUUAAAAUUAAAGAACAUCAUCAUAACUCCUCACCUUGGCAUUAAAACACACAAGACCACUCGCAUGAUAACAGAGGAAGUAGUUGCAAAUAUACUGGCAGCUCUCAAUGGUCUUCCAAUGCCCAGCGAAGUGCUUCCUGAUUGACAUAUAUAAAAGGAUGUCACAACUAUAAAAUAGUAUUAUUCUGUAACUGUUGGAAUUAAAUCUUGUUACUAGAAAUAUGUGAAACUCUUCCUUUUACUUGAAUUCAAAGCCAGUUGUGAUUUUUAGGUUGUACGCAUACAUACAGCUGUGAAUGAGUUGUAUAUGUUACUGUUGCAGGUGGAUAAAAACAUUAAAUAGAUCUGUGACCGCAGUCUGCUGAUGAUGAUUGCUAGUGUAUAUGCAGUACAAAAUAAAUAUGUUCUCAGGAAAGUUAAA